Messenger RNA from Neoarius graeffei (lesser salmon catfish), 3538 nucleotides. It is a transcript of the gene tspearb, whose product is annotated as thrombospondin-type laminin G domain and EAR repeats b. The record is from RefSeq and is a predicted model, not a curated record. The transcript has 12 exons. Gene Ontology annotation, biological process: signal transduction. Lineage: Eukaryota; Metazoa; Chordata; Actinopteri; Siluriformes; Ariidae. The coding region runs from base 317 to 2356 and encodes 679 amino acids.
GAGGAAAUCUGAACAUGAUCCUGGAUGUUCCUCAAAUCGGAAGGUGUAGAUGUUUCAGAAAUAAUAAUAAUUGUCUGUAUAAUUUAAAAUAGAAAGCCUCAGCUGGAUGUAUCUAGCACUCUGGUAAUUAUUCCAGAAUAUUGAUUAAAUCUCAAGAGACCUGGAUGUAAAUGAAAUCUGAAGACUCAACCGUAAAAAGUCCUCCAGAUGUUUCUGAAGUGUGGAAUAUCUUUCUUGGAGAAGCUCCACUGUAGUGCAGUGGGCUGUUAUGAGGAGACUCAGAGAGGAGUUUAAGACUUGAUCUGACUGACUGCAUAUGAACGCAGCUCUGAUGCUGCUGAAGUUUGUCAUCCUUUUCUGCUGUUUCAUCAGCAGCUGGUCAGCACCAUGGAGACCAUGCACAGGUACACUUCCACACCUAGAACAGCAUCUGUUACCUCUGGACCUGCUGCAUAGUGUCCUUCCUGUUGUAGGCAGUCACCAGACUCAGGUCCGGAUGGUUCAAUCCCAGGGUUCAAGAGGACUGAAGCUCUCCGGACCUCCAAAGGCUCUGAGUUUCCCAUCAUCAGAGAUCUUCACCAACUGCAACUUCUUUCCUGCUGAGUUCUCCAUUGUGGUCACACUGAAGAUCCCCAACAUAAAUCCUGAUAAAGAUGAAUACAUAUUCACUCUUUUGGAUGGAGAUUCGGAUGAGCUGCUUGUCGGUCUUCGUCUUGCCCAUGAUAAAGUGCACUUCCUACAGCGGAUAGAUGACAGGAUGGAGCGUGUGACCUUCAGGCAGGUGAACAUGGCAGACGGACACUGGCAUACAAUGGUGCUUGCACUCAGUGGCCACUACGCCGUACUCACUCUGGACUGUGGCAUUCCAGUUGAGCUGCAGCUGGAGAAGCCAUUUCCUGAGCAGCUGUACAUAGCUGGCUCCAAAUUCUUCAUUGGCAGCAGGAGGAGAUGGAGUGGCCUGUUCUCUGGUUUGAUUAGACAGCUUGUCCUCAUGCCAGGAUCAGAUGCGUCCUCUCGUCUGUGUCCCUCGUCUGAUCCCACACUGUCUGUUCUAUCAGUUCCUCAGAUUCUCUUACACUUGCCAGUCAAACCUCCAACCAAUCAGCUUCCACUUUACCCCUAUGAGGCAGAGUUGCGUGUUAGUCAGCGUGUUCCUCCGGUGUGUGUUAGUGCUGUAGUGGGCCAGUUGUGGUUCAGCACUGAGAAGAGAUCACUGUUCCUAUGUAAUGGUACUACGUGGAUCACCAUGCUGCAUGAAAAAGAGAAGCUGGAUUAUGUUGAAGAUCAUCAGGACCUCUUCACAAACUCGGAGACAUUUGAUAUUGAGGUUUUUCAGCUCCCAUCUUUUGGUUUGUUCAUCGCUACAGCAAAUCGUGACUCUAGCUAUGGUUCAGCCAUUUACAGGUGGACCAAUGGCAGAUUCGAGCGAUUUCAGAACAUCAACACUUACGAUGCUCAAGCAUGGAAAUUCUUCACUGUGGGAAAAAAGAGGUUCUUGGUCGUGGCAAACUCCAGAAGAAGUAACAGUAACAAGUGUGAGCUCUCUGUGAUUUAUAAAUGGAGAAUGAAGAAACAGUGCUUUGUUGAGUAUCAGAAGAUUGAAACACACAGUGCUCGCGACUGGGAAGCUUUCCGUAUCCAAGACGACAACUUCCUCGCUGUGGCUAAUCACAGAGAAGGCGAGAUGAACCACAACAUUGACAGUGUGAUCUACAGGUGGAACCGACAAACCAGGAAGUUUGAGGUGAAUCAGACCAUCUCAACAUCUGGAGCCUAUGACUGGGAGUUCUUCACCAUCGGAUUGUACCACUUCCUGGUGGUAGCCAACACCUUUAAUGGCAAAUCCACGGACAUCAGCUCCACCAUCUACAUCUGGAUGGGAGGAAAAUUCCAGCCAUUUCAGUACAUAACGACAUUUGGAGCAAUUGACUGGGAGAUGUUUCAAAUCGAUAACAGGUUCUUUCUGGCUGUAGCAAACUCUCAGAAGUUCAGUGAAUCCAGCACAGUUAUCUACAACAUCAACUCCACCAUCUAUGAACUUAACACCACCUCACAGAGCUUCAUUAAGUUCCAGGAUAUAGCAACAAGCAGUGCUUUGGAUUGGGAGUUCUUCACUGUGGGUGAUGAUAAAUUCCUGGUGGUGGCAAACUCAUAUGAUGGAGCUUCAUACUCCUUAAACAGUGUUGUAUAUAGGUGGCAGGGUUAUGAGGGAUUUGUGCCUGUGCACAGACUAAACACGCAUGGAUGCAGAGACUGGGAAUUCUUCACUUCCUCUGAUGGAUCUUACCUCAUUUCCUCCAGCGCCAGAGCUGCAUACUCCAAAGUGCUCAAGCUGAAAACCUACUUCCAGCGCUGAGUCCUAAAAUCUACAAUAUCAGGAUAAACACCUCAUUCACAUUACAGGAUAUAUACAGCAUUACAUUAUGACCUGAGUCAUUUACUCAUAUACUCGGAACCUCGAGCAUGACUUACAGGACUUCUAGUAACUUAAGGUGCAGUAAACCCCGCCUCCUCUGUGUUUUUUAUUGGUAGCUGUGUUUAACGAAUCACAAUUACUUUCUGCUCUCAGGAUACCUCUGACUGGCUGCUGGAAGCCAGAAGAAAGAGAGAAUUUUUUUUUUUUUUUAAUAUAGAUCAGUUUAGUAAAAUAAAUUUCAGCAUAAGAUAUAUAGAGGAGCUUACAUAGUGGCAUGAAGAUAUGAAGUUUAUCUUCGAGUGGUGAAUCUACUGAGUGAAGCGAAUGAGAUAAACUUCAUAUCUUCACACCACUGUGUAAUGUUCUUUAUAUUAUAUGGACACAUCCACAAAAAAACCCCAAAGAAAACAAAAACACAAGUUAAUCAAAAGAAUUUUAAUUUUAAACUGGUUCGCCAUUUUGACAAUGCAUGUCUAGUCAGCAGGAAAACACUGGGAGUAAUGUCGUCUGAGGGAAAUAUCGGGAAUUAUUAUCCAUCCAGGACACUUUUUCAAUGGAAUAAAAAUGUGUGUUCUGUUCCCUUCUAGCAGGUUUCAUUCAUUUGGUUUGAUAGCAUGCAAUAUUGUUAGCAUAUCGCUUAUCCUACGUGUAUUACGUCACUCUACCCAGUGGAGAAUGAGCAUUGAAUAUGGUUUACGAUAUUGCAUGGUUGUCAAGACAACAUGAUGUCACAUGUCAGAGACAUAAAACUUCCAUGCUAGCGAGCGACUGUGACAAUUUGUAAACAAACAUGGCUGUCAGGUUUGCUUCAUUAAAUACGGAAGAUUUUGAGAGAAUUUUGAAAGAGAAAGACGCAUUGAACGCCCGAAAGGGAUGUGUAUGUAUAAUAAUAAUAAUAAUAAUAAUAAUAAUAAUAAUAGUUGGCUUUUUUUGUAGUUUAUCAGAUAUAUUCCAUCUUCGAACUCAUUCAGUAUCGUGCUAGCUGAAUGGAAUAUAUCUGAUAGACCACUCAAUGUGGCGGCACGGUGGUGUAGUGGUUAGCGCUGUCGCCUCACAGCAAGAAGGUCCGGGUUCGAGCCCCGUGGCCGGCGAGGGCCUUUCUGUGUGGAGUUUGCAUGUUCU